AUGGUCGAUCCGAAUCGUAAAAUAAAUCGUCAGCCCGUAAAGGAUCUGAACUUCCUGGAGGAAUGCGAAGCUGAGUUUGGCUCGCGCUACACAGAAGACGAUGACGAGUUUAUGGCACACUGCAGCAAGCCAGUGGCCGGGCCGCCAAUAGUCGGGAACUGGAUGAGCGGUGGGGGAGGAGGCGGCGGUGGUGGCAGAGGAUACUCUGGUAACAAUCGAUACAAUGGCAAUCGCAGAGGCGGCGGAGAUCGUGGCUGGAACAGGCGUGAAGGAGGCGGAGGCGGAGGAUACCAUCACAAUAACCACGAUAGGGGGGGAUACAGAGACAAUCACAAUCGCAAUCGGAACAGAUACGAUGUAUAUCAGCGCAGAGAUCGUGGCCAUCAUCAUGGAGGCGGUAGUAGAGAUGGCGACGGGGGCUAUGAGCGCAGUGGUGGCGGUGGAGACGACCACCACCAUGGUGGUGGUGCUGGUGGGGGCGACCGCAAACGUUCCUUCGAUCAACGAUCCUCGCGCAACGACUCGCAUGGCAGAGAUCAGCCACCGAUCAAGGUCAGACGGGACUACGGUAACUUUGUGCCAGCAUCCAAGGAUUAGCAAUCGAAAUUAGUAUAAGUACUCUCAAUGUUUGAUGUUUGAUCAAUUAUACACAUACAUAUAAUAUA
Molecule: messenger RNA, 665 nt
Organism: Drosophila persimilis
Lineage: Eukaryota; Metazoa; Arthropoda; Insecta; Diptera; Drosophilidae
Product: RNA-binding protein cabeza
Exons: 2
Coding region: 1-597 (198 amino acids)
Biological process (GO): RNA 5'-cap (guanine-N7)-methylation
Molecular function (GO): RNA binding
Source: RefSeq, a predicted model, not a curated record